This is a messenger RNA of Linum tenue, 1092 nucleotides long. The record is from the annotation of a GenBank genome assembly. NCBI's taxonomy places the organism in Eukaryota, Viridiplantae, Streptophyta, Magnoliopsida, Malpighiales, Linaceae.
UUGAUUCUUCCUCUUUCUCGGUAUUGGUCGUCUUUGUUAGAAAGGGAAUGCACAAAAAUGGAAGCGAUUUGUUCUGGGAGGAGGUCAGGAAGGAACACCGACAGGAAGAAGAAUCCACCUGAGAAAAGGAGGGAAGAGUAUGGGAGAAGAAGAAGGUGUAGGGUCGAAUAUGAAAGGGGAAAGGGAGAUUUUAGCGAUCCUGAUGUGUUUUUUGUUUUUGGCAGAAGAAAGGAUAUGCCACCGACAAUCCAAGCUUUGCCAGUGGCAACGACGAUGACAAGAGGGGAACUUUGUUUUGAUUUCCAUUUUUUAAUGAGGUCUCCCUUCUCAAGAAAUCUCUUGCCCAAACCUUCUCCUGCUUUGACAGUGUUUAACCAGAGCUCGCUUUCAACGCCGGGUUUUCAACUAGCUGGUGGAGACAACUGCGACAUUAGCUGGGGCAUCUAUCACCCAUUGUAUACUCGCUUUUGACGCGGGUCAUGAAUUCUGCAAGCUAAAUUCAUAUUAAUCGCCUGAAGGUAGUUCUUGGUGUAUACCUUUCAUAUAGCUCAUUCUGCAAGCAUUCGACUAAUGUGUUGGACUUCCUCUUCUUUAUCAGUAGGAUAUGCCUUGGAAAAUAAAAGCAAUGGAGCUCGCCCCAAGGUUGUUGCAGAACCAGGAGGUGAUCUUUCAUCUCCAAAAAAAAAAAAAAAAUAACAGAUUGAUAGUGAAAGACAGCAGUAGAAGUUGAAGCUCCCUCAACUCAAAGGGUUGGGUAUGAAAGAACAAAAAAAAAGAGUUAACUACAGUUAUCAUGAAGCAAAGAGUGCCAUUGUACAAAAGUACAGAUCUUAUAGAUAUACAAGUGUUGCUGUCAUUUCGUGAUUCACGGAACUAUAUAUAAACUACCACAACUCUAAUUGACAUAAUUCUUCUAUUGACAUUCCACCGAUUCCUCACCAUGUCAGUUGGGUGAAACUACUUCUAAUGAAAUUCACCAUAGGUAUAUUGUUGAGAAUGUAACUAAUAAGACUAUGUUUGCGGUAAGCAAACUUUAAAUUGCCCUUGAAAACCCACAUUUUUUUCAUGGGCAGGUCACAGAAUGUUUGGCAU